UAGGUUUGGAACGUAGCCUUGUAACCGUUUCUUUAGUAUAGAUGCUAUUUCCGUAUUCCUUCUCAGUAUCGCGUUAAAAAUCAAAACUGAGCUAAUGUAAAAUAAACAAUUUGGUAGAAUAUCGUGCAUAUUUAUGAACACGUGUGUCAUUGUAUUUGUAUUUUCAUCACGUCUAGAAAAUGACUUCGGAGAUGGAUACAUCUAAGACCGACGAUUAUUACGUGACUGCUUUGCAAAUUUUCGACUAUUGUGGUGCUGAAGUCUCUGGUACUUUACGUGUGGACUCACUGAUGGAUAAAUUUGCACCUUUCGUUAAAACUAACAAGACUGAAUAUAGUUUUCUGAAGUCUCUUUUGGAUCCAGAGCAGGAUAAUCCAGAGAUAAGUGUCACAAAACUUGCAAAUGCUCUCAAUAAAUACAGCAAGAGCCAGAAAUCUAAAUUAGAUCUUGAUGAAAGUUUCAAUUUAAGGUGUGGCCAAGCACCGCAAGAUUCAGACUCUGGAAUAUCAGAUGGUGAAUAUUUUCUUUUUUUUUAAAUAACUGUUGGUAUUGGUCAGACAAUCUUUAAAAUUAUCAAUUUUUUUUUAAUUUUUUUUUUUCUAUUGUAGGCAAAAAACUUAUUUUGAGAAAAAAACAAAUCUUUAAUAAACUAUAGCACUUGUGUGCUAUAUCAGGAAUACUUGCUUUUAUUUUUAUUAUGUAAUAAAGAAAUGAAACUAAUUAAAGUAAGUACAUUUUGAAAUUAUAAAAUUAUAUUGACAUAAUUAUAAAACAGCUCUUGAAAUCAUAUUUUUUUUUCUACUCACAAUAUUUUUCAAAACUUCUUUUAGUUAAUAAGAAUGGAUGCAAGAAACUCAUCAGCAUUUCAAUUAUGUUGCUACUGCAUUUUUUAUGAGCAUUAUUGAUGCAUUGUAUACUUUAAGUGAAAUCAAAAUUCUUGAUGAAACCAAUGAAAUAAUAUUUUAUUAUUUAUUUAUUUAAUCCUUAAUGCCUUUACAUUGCAUAUGGCGGACUUAAUGCCAGCAUGGCAUUCUCUACCAGUCAACCGGAAAGAAUGUGCAGAGUCAAUAAAAAUACAAAUAAAUUAAUUGUCAGAAGCUUUGAUUAUUCAAAUAGUCCUGGAUUUGGUAAUACCCCUUGCUCAUCAGAAUGUUUUUAGUUUGAUGCAUAGGUAUAUGAAUAAUUAGCUUGAGGCAUUUUUUCUAUAAAAAAAUAUAAAUAAGCCCAAAAAUUAGCAUUGUAAUUUUUGAAAUCAGAAAUAAUAUGGGACCAGCUAGUUCAUUUUAAUUCUUUUGAUAACUUGUCAAUAUCAGUUUUCUUUAAUGGAAUCGCUAUAAUUUUUACGAAAUUUAAUUAUAUUCUCAUAUGUAUAACAUAUAAUCAUAUGCCUCAUAUGUGUACUAUACAAUUGAUAAUAUUUUUUCUGCGAUGGCCUACUUUCACUUAGGUGAGGUCUGUGCCACAGCUGUGAAGACAUUCAAAAUCUGACAAAAGAAAUACAUAUUUUUAACAUACACACCAAAUCAGCAUAUGCCCAAAGUAAGCACUGUAUGGCUUGUGUUAUGGGAUACUAGGGUAACGGAUGGAAUACAUAAGUAUAUAUUUUUUUAUUGAGAAUAAACAUCCAUGACUCAGGCAUAAAUGCUCAUAUUCAUCACGCAAACAUUGGCCGCACCGGGAUUGGAACCUGGGAUCUCUGAGUAGGCAACACCUUGGAAACCGGCUUCGAUUCCACUAGAGCUACGGAGGUCUUCAUAUGAUGACAAUGAUGAUUCUUGCAUCGCAGGUUGUGGGCCGCCGCACGUAGUCUCCGUAUUUUAUCCAUUGUGCGUGCAGGGUAUAUUAGGCUUACUAUAACUAGCACAGCCACCCCAGCUCCUUCCAGAAGCGCGCAGUAGUCUCCUGGGACUCUCACAGGCUUCUAGGAGCGUCCUCGGAUUGAUGCCCGGUGUUCCGCGCCCAUGCAUUAUAGGAUCACAUGAACGGCCGUUUUAUCUGCUUCCAGACAUCCUCUGCACAAAUAAACUGUAGCACGUAUGGUUGGUGAAUGCUUUUUAAGUAGGCAGUGCAAUGUUAUCAUCACAGGUUAUCAGUUGCUAGAAGAACUGCAGAGUGAGCUGCGUGAGAAGUCCCACCUGGCCUCUCAGCUCCGCAGCCAGCUGGAGUUCACGGACCGCCAGCACGAGGAGGUGCUGGGCGCGCUCGUCGCUGAGCGGGACUCGCUACGGGUGCACCUCAAUAUGCUUCGAGAGGAGAACUUGUCGCUGACUCACUUACGUCGAGAUUACGAUGACGCGUGCGAGAGGCUGUGUAGUAACGAGGCUGAGCUACAAACGACUCGACGGGACCUCGAGGCUUUCAAGAAAAAGAUCAAGUCAUUUGCUGAUGAAACUACACGCUUGGAGGCUGAGAAAAUGACUCUCCAAGAUCUACUCAGCAAGUCUAAAGAAGAGUGCCACCGCGUGAACGAAAUGUACGCCAACCGUCAGAGCGCUUUACUCGAGGAAAACGAGAGUAUGAGGAGCUCUCAUGCAGAUCUGUCUGCGAGGCUUCAAGAUCAGGACGAAUUCUUACAGCAAAUCAUCAAGGAAAAGGUUCUCUUGGAAAUGGAACUAAAGGACAUGUUGAACAAGUCCAAUCAGACUCACUUGCGUUUAGAUCGAUCCAUCGACGUGAGCUACACCGAAGACCAGAUGCUUACUGCUUUGGACAGCCUCAACGUUGACAGCCGCUUCUCGCAAGACAACCACCUGUUAGAUGAAGAAUCUUUCUUAAACGCGUUAAAAGAAGACCAAGGUCGCGCUACCAACAUGUCUCUAUUCGACGAGAUACGCCUCAGUUUCAGCGCAAACAUUUCCAGACACAACAUGACAGAUAACACACCGAAACAAGACAGAUUUCAAUACUUAGACAGACCCUUCAACUUUGUCGAAACGCAAGGCGACGACUCAAACGAAACGGAGCCUUUCACCAGUGAAAAUAGGGAAAGCAUAAACAAGUCCGUAAUCACUACUGGAACGCAGACCGGCGCUGAAUAUAAUGACAUUGAAAAUUAUUCUAUUGCAACACAAACUGAUGACCAAGACAAAAACAAAUCCAUACCAAUUAAAAUUGUAUUUACAAAGGCAACACAGAGCAAUAUUGAAAAUGUGUGUCGCAGUCACAUUGAAACACAAACUGAUGAUUUUCAUAAUAAUAAUAACGUUAUCAAGACAUGUCUGGACUGUUCUAAAUGUAACGAAUGCGAAAACUUAAAAAAGUAUAUAGAAAAACUAGAAAAUGAUGUUAAAAUAUCACAGCGGAUUGUCAAAGAGGCAGAAUCGGAUCUUGCGAUAUAUGAAAACAACUUGGUCAUUCUUCAGAAAUUAGUUCAAGACGGUACAGACAGGAAUAGCUUGUUACAAAACGCUGUGGAUAGUUUGCAGUCUAAGAUUGUUUUGUUGGAGGCAUCUUGUGCUAACCAAAGAGACCUUAUUGACAGCUUGAAUUGUGAAGUACGCUUUGUGCAGUGCCAGACUGAGAGUGGUAAUUUGCUUUGCAAUGUCAUCUAUAUUUGAGUAGAUAUCGUAUUUUGUGUAGAUAUACAUAACCAUUAAAAAUCUACGGUACAGGUUGUCCCAGAAAUGGUACGUUAGGAGCUAACAGUAGGUCUUACUAUCUCCAGAAGCCUUUUUAUGAAUUCCUUACCCGAGGCAAAGACAAAUUGUUAAAUCUGCUAAACGGUACGCACAGAGUUGUCUCGCUCUAACAAUAGGAUUGGCCUUGCGUUAAAAGUUUGUAAUGGAUCAAUUUUAUGAAAUAAAUCACAGUUUCUCUUGCUCGGCUUUUAAAACUCUAAAACAAAAACAGCUCUUCGACUUUUAGACCUCUAGUAGAAGUAUUUUAGUUUAUUGAUCUGGAGCCAAUAUCUUUAACAGUUAAAUCUUUGACGUAAAAUUUUUGGGACAUUCUAAUUAUCAUUAGCGUUAUUUAUAUUCAGUAUUUGUUGAAAAAGUUUUCCCAUUGAUUGGAACGGAUAAAAUGUCAUCCAUGUAAAAUUUGCAUUCCUAGAGGUGAUAUUUAUUUAAUGAAACUCAAUGAGACGGGUUAUUUUACGGGUUAUCAGUCUGUAGUAACAAGGCUCGAUACAUACCGGAAACAUUUCCAAUAACGCAUUGAAUUGAAUUGGAAGAAAUCGGCGUUAUAAUCUGUUUCAUUAAAUAAGUAGUUUACAUGGUAUAAAUUUUGGCAAUUCAAAAGAAAAAAAGUUGAAGACUCAAAUAUGGAUAGGUUUAUUUAUUUACUGUUUGUUACAUUUAUUUGUGUUGUCCAAUUGAAGCAAUUAAUGUGUGAUUGUUUUGAGUGUUUCAUGUUGGUGAAGGCCAUAAUGUGGAUGUACAAUAACUUAUACUUGUAUUGGUUAAAGAUAUAUGCGUAUUAAGUAAAUUAGGAGUAGUAGUCAUAAUAAAUUUUGUCAUAUAAUUUUUUAUCUAAAAAAAGUAUUUUAUAAUUAUGUAGAAGUAGAAUUUUAUUCAUUACUAUAUUUGUUGAACUGUCUAGUAAAUAAAUAGGGUAGUAAUUUAUUGCCGGUACAGCAGUUGACUAUUCGUGUUUGCUUUUUGUAAACUUGACAUCUGUCUGUCCUCUUCAUUCCUUAUAAAGCAUGAUAAGGACAAGUUAAGUUUACAAAUAGCAAAUGCGAAUAGCCAAGUGAAGUGUCGGCAUAUAAUAAGUUGUAUUUUAAAGAAUAUUAAACUACUUGGCUUGCCUGAUUUCAGAUGUAACUUCUGUAUCGACACAAGUGGAGAUCCCAUGUGCGGACUGCACGAAGCGAAAUGCCAUCGCUCCACAUCGUGGGCUCCGCCGAUAUUUUUGGGAGGGGCUCAAGUGUCUAUUCCAAGUUUUCGCGGUGGUUUGCUUCCUGUGCGCAAUAUCCGCGCUGUACGGAGUUUCCCGAAGAUCUAACGAACGUUGCCGACACCACGUGCCAUGGAAAUGGCUUCAUGCGCAAGAUAUACUCGAUCUACUACUCAGAAUCGAUUAUCUAGCCGACGUGCCUAUGUAAAUAAAAAUAGUUAAUGUAAGAUUGCCCAGAAGAUGGCGAAUUCAUGCGCAACAUACGAUCUAUUACUCAUAAUCGAUUAUUUAGCCGACGUGCCUAUGUAAAGAAAAAUAGUUAUUAUAAGAUUGCCCAGAAGAUGGCGAAUUAAUGCGCAACAUACGAUCUAUUACUCAUAAUCGAUUAUUUAGCCGACGUGCCUAUGUAAAGAAAAAUAGUUAUUAUAAGAUUGCCCAGAAGAUGGCGGAUUUAGACGCAAGAUACGAUCUAUUACUAUCUAUUAUUUAGCCGACGUGCCUAUGUAAAGACACAUAGUUAUUGUAAGAUUUCCCAGAAGAUGGCGGAUUCAUGCGCAACAUACGAUCUAUUACUCAUAAUCGAUUAUUUAGCCGACGUGCUUAUGUAAACAGAUAUUGUAAAUGUAGGAUUGCCCAGAACAUGGCGGAUUCACCAUCCAGAAGAUGGAAGGGUGAUGUCAAUGUCUUUACAAAUAAAGAGAGUUGAUUAUAUAUGAGACUGAUCAAUUGUUGUUGGUUUGAUGUCGUCGGUUUUGAGAUCAAGCAAGUCCGAAAAGCUGCGCUGGAUGCAUGUGUAGACUAUAUCCGAGUUCUACUUACAGUUGAGCAGUGCUCAGGAUGGCAUAUGUAGCCGAUUUUUCUAUAUAAGGCAUGUUUAGUGCCUAAACAAUGACAUGCAGUGUCUAAACAUUUUAACGAAAAACAAAUACUGAGAGGUUGUCCCAAAUAUGAUGGACCUACCAAAUAAAUGUGUUGUCAAAACUCCAAAUGCAAUCUUGUUGAAGAUCUAUGUUGAUAAGGCUCUCUUGCCAGCUUUUGUCAGGCAUCCUUCCAAUUAAUCUAAAAAGCCCAGCUUAUCCUAAUCACAACGAACUUAAGUGUAUAUGUUAUAUAAGUGAAUGUGAAGCUUUUAACCAAUAGACUGGCAGUGCUGCUAUUCAGCCAGAAUUUUGAAAAAUAUGACCUAUGACAUAGAAUUUAAGGCACACAAUAGAAUGAGACAUAACAAUUUAAAUAUACGUAUAUCCCAGUUUAGUAAAUACCAAUAAAGUGGAUACAUGCGUUAUUUCAGCUGUUCCAUUUUAGUAAUCGCAAUUUGUGAACCCUGUAAACUGCCGGCAGCUAACUUGUAACUUCGUAAAAUAAUUAUCACAGAAUAUUGUUAUUAUUUCCCAAUUGGAAAAUUAACAAUUAUAAAUUCGAAUCUUAAAAUUUAAUUUCUUAAUUUGAAUUAAAAUUAAUUAUUUUCAAAUGUAUCUUUUAUACAUCUUUUCUUUAUUAUUUUUAUAUUACUUUUUUACAUAAUUGGGUAUUUAAUUAUAAAGUUGCAUGCAUAAUUAGCGUAACAACGUAGUUUCAAGCCUGAAUAUGCUAUAGGGCAAGGUGGUUAGGUGUCCUUUGAGACAGCUAUUUGAUGUUUUUGAAUUCGUUGUUCUUCCUAACUUGUUUUUUAUUUUUUAUAUAACUAUGAAAACAGAUUGACAUAACUUACAUAAUAGAUAGGAACUUAAUUUUGUAUUGAAAUAUGUCAGACUCUCUUCUCUUCUAAUGAGAAUGCGAUUCAUAAUUCUAAUGUGCUGCAUUAUAUGCAUGGUAUGUAAGCAACAGUUAAAACCAUUCUGUGAUAGUAUAGUGCCAGUAAAUUAAGUGUAAUAAAUCCUAGAUAGUAGCAAUGUAGAUUCGAUAAGACACAUUUCUGACGUACGCAACAGUUUUCAAAAGUUUAUUUGUAAUAUAAUAGUUAAGUUUUAUAGAACUUGGCAUAGAAAAAGCUUGACCAAAAAUAUUUUUAUUGUAUAAUUUAGACUAAUUGAAUAUAAAAUUUUCAAAAAAUCUAGUAAUUAGAAAAAAUUUGAGAGAGAUCUGGGGAGAAUGGACAAAAUUAUAUGAAAAAAAUGUCGCCGCGUUUUCGCGUAAAUAUAAAAUUUUAUGGCAUUUGUGGAGAAAAAUCAAGUGAAAAAAUAAACGUACUACGAUAAUAUUAUUCACUUGAUUGUAAGUUUUACUGAAUUGAGUUUCAAUAGUGAAAUUAGUGGUAUUUUUUAUAAUUAUUUAGUAUUGAACAGCAUAUUUUUUAAACACCAUACUCUGGAUAUGAAGUACAACAUUCAGUGGUAUUUGAAAAUAUAUAGCAGCUCCGCCAGUAACAGUACAUUCCGCUGUCAAAUAUUAUGGACAAAAGGUGAUUGCGAAAACUGACAAAACUAUUUUGUUAUUAUUAUUAAUCGCUGUUCAGUAAUAAUUUCAUUUAGUAGUGUUUUUAUGCUGCAAAUGCAAUAAAACACCAUAAAAUUUCAUAUUUAACGCAAAAAUGAAGUAGAAAGAUACCCAUAUAAUAUGUUCUCGACGAUUUGUAGGUUAGUGACUAACAUGACAUUUAGAAACGCAUUUACUUGUUAGGUUAUAUUUUUGUAGGUUAUAAAUAUAUAAAGCUGUUCAGUUUAUUCAAAUUUGAUUGUAUUUAAGUUGUCUGAUUAGAUUAAUAUAGAGAUACUUGAUGGAAACUCGUCCCAACAUUUUGUUUUUAUUUUCUUUUUCAAUCCAAAAACUUUAUUGAGAAAAGGAUCUUUAUGAACAUGAGUGACAGUUCAGGGAAGGCGCUACUGUCUGCGUAAACGAAAUACAAAAUUAUGACGUUUACAAAGUAACCUGCGUUAGUUCCAAUUUUCGCCACUUUCAUAAAGAUGCAACGUACUAUAAGUUAGUUUGGUUGGAGCUACGGUUAGUGAUAAAAACUGGGACAUGUUAAGGACAAAUACCCCUAGCACGAACCAUUAUCGAAUUCGAAUAGUUUGCAAACCGAAAUGUCAAUGUCAAAUUUUGUAUGGAAACUUGAACAGCAGCGCCACAAAGUACGUAACGGGAACUAAAAAUCAGUACACUUUGACACUGACAUUUCAGACUCGCAAAUGAUACGAAUUCGAUAUUGGUUCGUGCUAGGGGUACAGUUUACAUAAAACCUACUAGUGAUUAAAAUGGGACAUGUUAAGACGAGUUUACACAUAACUGUAAUUAUUAUGCCGGCACUUCACUUGGCUAUUCGUGUUUGCUAUUUAUUGAAUUAUAUUGAAAACAGUCUGUCCUUAUCAUGCUUUUAUAGAAUGAAAAGUACAGUCUGUUGUCAAGUUUACAAAUAGCAAACACGAAUAGCCAAGUCAAGUGCCGGCAUAAUAAUUACUGUUUGUGUUUUUGGUUAUAUUGAUUUGCAACAUUAAUCUGCAAUGCACGUAUAAUCGAUUUCAAAUUAAAAUUCGGACCCAUUUUUUUAUGUGCGUGUGUAUGCAGAUGACCUUUACAGCGUCGUCGCCGGCUUUGGGGACGGGGAUCCUAAGGGGACCUCUAGCCGAGAAUUGGCGAGUGCCUCUAGAGGUAUUCCAGUCUGAUGGCAUCUCCCCCCCGUCUGGAGCCUCGACCCCUCGAACCUGAGAGGGACAAACCCAAUUAGUUUGUUAUUUAAAAAAAUCAGCACAAAUUAUUCGUAGAUUAUUAUUGUUAUAUUAGUUUGCUAUCUUGUCUGAUGAAUCUCAUUUUCUUAACUCACCAGAGAUGCGCAUUCAAUAUGGAUAUGACUUAAGAUAUAUAUUGUAUGCCGGCACUUCACAUGGCUAUUCGUAUUUGCUAUUUGUGAUCUUGACAACAGACCUUUCCACUCCUAAGUAUGAUAAGGACAACCUGCUGUCAAAAUGACAAAUAGCCACGUGAAGUGCCGACAUUAAUAUAGGCAAUAGGAACACUGCAUUUGUAAAUUAAAUUAGUCAUUAGCGGUUUUAAUUACCUAUGUUAUCUCUUGUUUCUAUAUAUUUUAAAUGAAUGAACAAUAAAUUUUCUUAAAUUGAA
Messenger RNA from Chilo suppressalis (striped riceborer), 8892 nucleotides. The record is from the annotation of a GenBank genome assembly. Lineage: Eukaryota; Metazoa; Arthropoda; Insecta; Lepidoptera; Crambidae.